AUGGGUGAGAUGAUCCAGAAUGCAGAGGAUGCUGGGGCUACUCAGAUGGAUAUCAUCCUUGACAUGAAUGAUUACUGCAACUUGCUGACUCGGGAACUCCAGAAGAACUAUCCCGCCAAGUUCUCCACCUUGCUCGGCCCUUCGAUGACAUUCAUCAACAACAAGCCAAUGACUGAGAAGGACAUCAAGAACAUCCAGAGCGUCGGUGACUCUGACAAGAUGAACGACACAUCAUCAGUCGGUCGCUUCGGACAUGGCUUCAACUCAUCGUUCAACGUCACCGACAUCCCAUCGUUGGUUACUGGCGACAACUUCUACUUCUUCGAUGUGCAUCAGAACCACUUUGAUCGCGCGAGCUACAUCAACAGCAACAGGAAGGGUAAGAAGUUUGCCUUCAACAGCGGACUAGUGGACCCCCUGAUGUUGCAGCCCUACAAGGCGUACAGCGAGUUUGGUCUCGACCUCUCGAUGCCAUUCAACCAAACCAUGUUCCGACUUCCCCUGCGCAAGGUUGUCGAUCCAAAGCACUCGUUCUCCGAUUGGACCAUGUCCAACCUCAAGGAUGAGGCGUGCCACGAGACUCUGUUCAAACAGUUCAUCGACAAGGAAGAGAGCUGCAUGAUAUUCCUGUCCAACAUCAAGACAAUCAACUUCUAUCGCAUGGUAGAUGGCAAUACGACGUUGGUGAGAUCGAUCAAGAGGAAGGACCAACCUGAGCAGAAGACGAUCAAGAUGAUACUGAAGGACCUCGAGCAGGACCCAUCGAGGAAGCCUGAGGAGGUCAUUGAGCUGCGCAAGUUCUCCAUCGAACCUGAGGGUACCACCGUUCAGUGGUUGGUUGGUCGCCAGGUUGGUGGUCCGACCGCCAGUCAGUUCUUCAAGAAGUCACUGGACGAGAACAACUCGGGCAAACAAGUCAAACGUCUCCCACUGGGUGGUGCAGCCAUCCCAAUCGGUCGUGAGGACGCACACCUGGUCGCUGGCCAGGUCUUCUCCACCUUGCCAACUACCAUCAAGACCGGACUGCCAGUUCACAUUGAUGGCUACCUAGAGAUGCACUCGUCUAGGAAGUACAUUGAACACUCGGAUGGAGAGCCAAACCCAAGCAACGGUGCAAUCUGGAAUGCAGUGCUCUACGACGAGAUCAUCGCUCCCAUGAUGGUCAAGCUGAUGAUCAGGGCGAGGAUAAGCUACCCAGGCGACAAGAUGAUCAAGCUCUACGAUCAUGUGCCAGACCUGUCAAAGUGCCACAAGCCAUUCACACGCAUUGUUGAGACCUACUUCCAACUGGCAAUCUAUCAGCCGUUGUGUGUCAAGCUACAUUCCACCUCGUGGGCCAAGUCUACACCCUCGUCAUUGUUGUGUAUCACCGAGAACAACAUUGCCCAGGCUGAACUUGACAUUGCCAAGAAAUUGAGCAAGUAUGGGGCUGAGGUACUGUUGGUCCCCAAAAAGAUGAGACCCAAGAUCCAUGGUCAAGACUUCAACAUUUUCAGUGUUCGUGAGUUGCUCAACAAAGUGCCGGUGACCACUGUAGAGGACGCACUCAUGUUGUUCGACUACUUGUAUCCAUUGUUCCAGAUCAACCCCGAUUACUUGUUGGAUCUGAACUUGUUGGCCAUGUAUGGCGGAACAUUGACGAAGUUUGCGCGCGCCAAGAAGGGCACCACCAUCUACUACCUCUACACUGAGAUGGCCUACACCAUCUAUCCCGAGCCCACGGCCUACGUCCAUCCAGAGAUCUCACUCAAGUUGGAAGAACUCCUUGAACAGCACAACAACCGCGCCAAAACCUUCAACUUCCAAUCGGUGAAUGAGGUUACCAUUCUCUAUCGGCACGUACUCAAGAAAUUGAAUGGUAGAUCACACGACUAUGUGAUGUCCAAGCUCAAUCACCUGCUCCAGGUCUUCUUUGUUUGUGAUGAUGGCGAGGUGGGCCUGUCAAACGAAGACAAGGCUGGGCUCACCAAGUUGGAGAUCAUCCCAGUGGGCACACCCGACCGAUUCACCUUGCGACCAAUCACAGACUUCCACGAUCAUACCAAUGAGGAGUUGGCACGCUUCGACAUCCUGUUCCCCCCGGACCAUGAGAACACCAGAGUGGAACAUCUUCUGGAAGGCUAUGGAUCUUAA
Molecule: messenger RNA, 2133 nt
Organism: Acytostelium subglobosum LB1
Lineage: Eukaryota; Evosea; Eumycetozoa; Acytosteliales; Acytosteliaceae
Exons: 2
Coding region: 1-2133 (710 amino acids)
Molecular function (GO): Hsp70 protein binding
Source: RefSeq, a predicted model, not a curated record